AGCUCGUUACUUCUCGAUUAUAAUUCUUUUACACCUAUCCACCUUUGAAUAGUCAAGGAAACAAAUUCUUGAAUGCGAUGUUUGGGAUUACCAAGGUAACAAAAAAAACAAUUAUUUUUCUCAGAUGAAAGCAUGUAUUCGUUGAGAAAUCGACAGUUCAUUUAUUCGGUGGCAAUGUUCGGUAUUUAAUUAUGGAUAAAAAUAUGGAAUUGGAUUCGCAUGUACUCGACAGGUAUAUUGUGAAACGCAGAAUCGGUAAAGGGGCAUAUGGAAUUGUUUGGAGAGCAAUUGAUAAGAAAUCAAAAACUGAGGUAGCUUUAAAAAAGAUCUUCGACGCUUUUCAAAAUAAAACCGAUGCUCAAAGAACAUAUAGAGAAAUAUUUUAUCUCCAAAGGUUCAGUGAACAUCCAAAUAUUGUUCGACUAUUUCACAUUCACCGAGCGCUCAAUUGUAAUGAUAUUUACCUCGUGUUUGAAUACAUGGAGGUGGAUCUUCAUAAAGUUAUAAGAAAAGGUAAUAUUUUGAAGGAUAUCCAUAAUCGUUACAUUAUAUAUCAAAUUUUGAAAGCCAUUGCCUACAUACACUCGGCGAAUGUAAUCCAUCGAGACUUAAAGCCAGCCAAUAUACUGCUGAACAGCGAAUGCGUUUGUAAAGUGGCAGAUUUCGGCUUAGCUAGGUCAGUUCAGGAACAAAAUUCUUCAUAUGGUGAAAGAUAUGAUCCUUCACUUACAGAUUACAUCGCGACGAGGUGGUACAGAGCUCCUGAAAUUUUAGUCGCAUCAAAAAUGUAUCAAAAAGGAGUUGACAUGUGGAGUAUCGGUUGUAUCUUAGCAGAGUUGUUAUUAGGCAGACCGUUAUUUCCAGGAUCUUCCACAAUUAAUCAAAUUGAAUUAAUUAUGUCGACAGUGCCACCGAAAUCUAAAGCUGAUAUCAAAGCGAUUUCCACAGGUUACGGGAAAUCACUAUUGGAAAAAUUUACUUUCGUUAAAUCACAUACGCUGAAUAAGAAAUUAAGACACGUCGACGAAGAUGCCUACGAUUUACUUUCCAAAUUAUUGGUUUUCAAUCCGUUGCAUCGAAUUACAUCUACAAUGGCCUUAGAACAUCCUUAUGUUAAUAUUUUUUUAAACAAACAGGAUAUCAUUCCAAUUUCUCCAGUGACUCCGGCUGUUAGAGAUGAUACCCAAUUAACGGUGGACGAAUACAGGCAAAAAUUAUACGAUGCCAUUAGUUUCAAUGAAUUUACUACGAAAAGAAUCAAUAGUUAUAUUCAAAAGUCUUGUAAUUUGGUGAAAAGGAGCGCAAUACAAAAUUCGUUCACGACAAAAAGUUAUAAAUCAAGUGCAAAAUCGACUGAAACUCUGCUAAAACGACAACUAAUAAAAUCUAGUUUUCCACCAUCUCAACGAGUAUUUUAAAAUGAUUUACAACAAUUACAGGUAGGUAACUUACA
Planococcus citri (citrus mealybug) is the source of this 1453-nucleotide messenger RNA. Its product is annotated as extracellular signal-regulated kinase 2-like. Bases 192 to 1418 code for a protein of 408 amino acids. The transcript has 8 exons. Gene Ontology annotation, molecular function: MAP kinase activity; ATP binding. Gene Ontology annotation, biological process: intracellular signal transduction; protein phosphorylation. NCBI's taxonomy places the organism in Eukaryota, Metazoa, Arthropoda, Insecta, Hemiptera, Pseudococcidae. Gene Ontology annotation, cellular component: nucleus; cytoplasm. The record is from RefSeq and is a predicted model, not a curated record.